Messenger RNA from Hevea brasiliensis (rubber tree), 2630 nucleotides. RefSeq names its product ent-kaurene synthase TSP4, chloroplastic-like. Gene Ontology annotation, molecular function: magnesium ion binding; terpene synthase activity. The transcript has 13 exons. Gene Ontology annotation, biological process: diterpenoid biosynthetic process. Bases 82 to 2445 code for a protein of 787 amino acids. NCBI's taxonomy places the organism in Eukaryota, Viridiplantae, Streptophyta, Magnoliopsida, Malpighiales, Euphorbiaceae. The record is from RefSeq and is a predicted model, not a curated record.
CCCAUUAGCUUUCUCUUUCUUAUUUCCUGCAAAGCUUUUCCCUUUCUUAUUUCCGGCAAAACUAAGUACAACCCAUUCCAAAUGGCUAAUCUAUGCCUUACAGCCACCGGUGGUACUCUCAAGAUUGUGCUAGCACAAAGCACAAAAGGAAAGCCAAACUCACCAGACCCAUCUCAACUGCUCAACAGAAAGCCGCAGAAUAUUAUUAAUAUGAAAAAUUCAAUUACAAAAAUCAGAGAUAUGUUGAAGAAAGAUGAGGUUGAGCUAUCAGUUUCCUCGUAUGACACGGCAUGGGUUGCUAUGGUCCCCUCCCAGAAUAGUUCCAAGCAGCCUCUUUUCCCACAAUACCUGAACUGGAUUAUGGAGAGUCAACAGCCUGACGGUUCAUGGGCUUUUGACCCUGCUCAUCCCCUCCUAAUUAAAGACUCACUCUCUUCCACACUGGCCUGUCUACUAGCUCUGCACAAGUGGAAUGUUGGUGACAAACUUGUGCAUAAAGGUCUGGACUUCAUCACCUCUAACAUUUGGGCUGCCACCGACAAGCAUCAACAUUCUCCGCGUGGAUUUGAUAUAAUAUUUCCAGGCAUGAUUGAGCAUGCCAGAGACACGGGCUUAAAUCUUCCUUUCAACAACUCUUUAAUAGAGGGAAUGCUUCUCAAGAGAAAUUUGGAAAUUAAAAGUUUUCAGGGAGAGACAAACCGUCUUGCAUACGUUGCAGAGGGGCUGACCCGAUUAAAUGAUUGGCAAGAGCUAAUGAAAUAUCAAAGAAGCAACGGCUCGCUCUUCAAUUCACCAUCUGCAACUGCAGCUGCUUUUAUUCAUUUUCAUGAUGGAAAAUGUUUAGAUUACCUGUCUUCACUGGUGAAAAAAUUCGACAAAGCAGUUCCUACCAUUUAUCCAUUGAAUAUCUAUCCUCGUCUUUAUAUGAUCGACAAUUUGGCAAAGCUGGGAAUUGAUGGACAUUUCACUGAAGUAAUAGCAACCACACUAGAUGACAUAUACAGAUCCUGGAUGCAAGGCAAUGAAGAAAUAUUUUUAGACCCUACAUGUCUUGCUAUGGCAUUUCGUCUCCUACGGAUGAAUGGAUACGAAAUCUCUUCAGAUACGUUGGUAAAUUUUGACAGACAAAAAAAUAUCUUAAAUUCGGCGAAUGAUGUAAAGUCUGUUUUGGAGUUAUAUAAGGCUUCACAGAUGAUAAUAUUUCCAAAUGAACAUAUUCUUGAAAGAAUUUAUGCUUGGACAAGCACUUAUCUUAAAAAUGAGUUAGCGAGUAUUGGAGCGAUUCAAGACAGGAGUUUGCAUAAUGAGGUGGAUUAUGCUCUAAAACAUCCAUACGCCAAUUUGGAAAAAAUUGAAAGUCGCCGCUAUAUUGAGAGUUACAAUGUAGAUAAUUUUUUACUUUUUAAAACAUCUUACAGGUAUUUCAAUAUUGAUAACAGUGAUCUUUUGACGCUUUCAUUCCAAUACUUUAAUGAGUGUCAAGCUAUAUACCGUAAAGAAAUGGAAUAUCUGGAGAGCAGAUGGGUCGAAGAACAUAGUUUAAAAAAUUUAAAGUUUGCAAGGCAGAAGGUCGCAUAUGCCUAUUUCUCCAUUGCUGCAGUCCUUUCCCACCCUCAUCUCUCUGAUGCUCGAAUAUCAUGGGCCCAAAAUUCUGUUCUAGUUACUAUUGUCGAUGAUUUCUUCGACUUUGGUGGUUCGAUGGAGGAGCUAUUAAACCUCAUUGAAUUGGUUCAUAGAUGGGAUGAACACUCAACUAUUGGAUUCAAAUCCAAAAAUGUGGAGAUACUCUUUUAUGCACUUUAUGGCACAACUAAUGACCUUGCUGACAAGGCUAGCAAACAACAAGGCCGAUGCGUCAAAAAGCACUUGAUUGAUAUGUGGAUCGAUACGCUGGGUGCCAUGUUAAAGGAAGCUGAGUGGUCAAGAAACAAAAUAGUGCCGACAAUGUAUGAGUACAUUACAAAUGGAUAUGUAUCAUUUGGCAUAGGACCUAUUAUUCUCACUUCACUUUAUUUUAUGGGCUCUAAACUCUCUGAGCAAGUUGUAGAAACCCAGGAGUACAAUGAUCUCUUCGUGCAUCUCAGCAUGAUUGGGCGACUUAUAAAUGAUUAUGCAUCUAUUACGAGAGAAGGUGCAGAAGGAAAACUGAAUAGUGUGUCAUUAACUAUAAUACAUGAUUGUGGAGCCAUAACUGAAAAGAAGGCUCAGGAGAAGGUUGCAAGUCUCAUAGAGAGCCACAGGAGAGACUUACUGAGAAUGGUGCAGCAAACAAAAAGAAGCGUGGUCCCUAAAGUUUGCAAAGAUCUGUUUUGGAAGAUGAGCAAGAUCUUGCACCUCUUUUACUUGGAUGAUGAUGGCUUUACAAGUCCACACAAGAUGGCUAGUGCUGUGAAUGAAAUCAUCAAUGAACCAAUCCUUUUACUCACGUACUCAAAGUUGGAUUAAAUUAAUAAAGCAUAACAUGGUUAGACUAUGCUGGGAUUCUUUCCUUUUUUUCUCACAAACUGUAGAAGCAAUAAUACCUUCAAACUUCAAGAGUUUAAUAUUGGGACUUUGUAACUCUUUUUCCCAUUAUAAUUUUUUGUUUAUUAAAAAAUAUUUAUAACUACUGCAAGAAACUUUUUUCUCAA